Molecule: messenger RNA, 2975 nt
Organism: Urocitellus parryii (Arctic ground squirrel)
Lineage: Eukaryota; Metazoa; Chordata; Mammalia; Rodentia; Sciuridae
Gene: Ckap2l
Product: cytoskeleton associated protein 2 like
Cellular component (GO): cytosol; mitotic spindle; centrosome
Source: RefSeq, a predicted model, not a curated record
CCUGGAUCCGGGCGCGGCUUUUGAAGGAAAACUGUCAUGGUGAGACCCGGGCUUUCCGCUGCCGCCGCCGCCGCAGCGGAAGAGCGGCAAAGAAAGCUCCAGGAAUAUUUAGCAGCCAAGGGAAAACUGAAGGAACAAAACACCAAGCCUUAUCUGAAAGCCAAGAAUAAUUGCCUGAAACCUCCACCUUCUAAAUCUACUGCUGGACCCCAGAGGCAUGUUACCCAGCAUGCCGUUCUGCCUGGCAAAGCCACRAGACCCAUUACCACUAAACUCCAGCCUAGAUCAGCCAACAUCAGAGAGUCCCAGAAGCCAAAGCUGGAGCCACCAAAUCUUCAGGGAAAAAGACCGACCUCAAAAUGUCCUGCUUCUAACCCAAACUGGGAACUUUCCAGCAAGAGUCACCAGCAGCACAAAGCUGGGCCAUCUGCUGCAGGAGAGCUGUCAAGAAAACCCACCAGGUCACCUGACACACAAGAGCARCAGGGAGUGGGUCAAGGAAAUGCUCCAUGUACAGACCGUGUGGAUGGCACCCAUGUUGAAAAUGAACCUGAGGGUGGCUUUUUAAAAGAGACAAACAAAGAGAACUUGCCACACACCUUAUUGGUACCUGAGAAGAAGCCAGACCCCGAACUGUGUUCCAUGAGUAAGCCAAAGACCAACUCUCAUGGUCAAACCAAGAGCAGUUUGGCUCCUCAGCAAGCCCUGGGAAGAAGUUUGGGGAAUCAUGCUGUUCUGAAAGACAGGGUUAAUAAGCAGUUUGUUAGAAAAAAACACAUCAAUACUGUACCACUGAAGUCACAGCAGCUCUCUAGGGGAGCAAAUCUUGCAAGACCAGGAGAAAAACCCUUGAGGACAGUUUCUUCUCACUUUGUGCAGACCCUUAGUCAGACUCAAGCAUCAAAGAAGCCAGUGGUCAAGGACAUAAAGAGUAUAAARGCUGAAAGGGCUAAAUACAUACGGUCAUACUCUGUUAAUGAACAGGAAUCAAGACAUACCAAACCCAGGGUAUACCCCGACUUACACCAGGGAGAACUUCAACAGAGACCUGCAAGCACCAAGCAAGACAGGAAGUCCACACAACCUUGUUCUAGACCUCAGGCACCUUGUGGACUGCACAAAACAAGAGCUGUAAGCCAGAAGCCCCMCCUGAUAACUGGCAGGCUUAAUUCAGUUGUUCCAAGCACUCCCAACAUAAGAGCAAAUGGAACCAAUGACAAUAAGUACAAAAACUUUGAACAGAAAGCACGGACUGUGGACUCCAAGUUGAAGAAGGCUUUUCCCCAGAGCCAUUUUCUGAACAAGACAGCUCCCAGAACUCAAGCUGGACUCACAGCCAUUCGUGGGAGAGAAGUCCCAAGGAGGACCCAAACUAACCCAAACACCCAAAAGAGAGUGACAGCAGAGGACCGAAGGAAACAACUAGAAGAAUGGCAGAAAUCUAAGGGGAAAAUCUAUAAGCGGCCUCCUAUGGAACUUAAAACAAAAAGAAAAGUAAUAGAAGAAAUGAAUAUUUCAUUCUGGAAGAACAUUGAAAAAGAAGAGGAAGAAAAGAAAGCCCAGUGGGAGCUGUCCAGGAAAAUCAACAGCACUCUGACCCAAUGCCUGCAGCUCAUCGAGGGGGGUGUCUUUUCUAAUGAAGUAUUUACCAUAUUAUCCAGCAUUCCCGAGGCUGAAAAGUUUGCUAAAUUCUGGAUCUGCAAAGCAAAGCUACUGGCAAGUAAAGGCACYUUUGAUGUCAUCGGGCUCUACGAAGAGGCCAUUAGAAAUGGGGCCACGCCAAUACAAGAGUUGCGGGAAGUUGUUCUUAAUAUUUUACAAGAGUCAGCCAGAACCACAGAAGGUGUUAGCUCUGAUGCUUUAGUUGCUGAAACUAAUAUCACUUCAGUGGAAGAGCUGGUCAACAAGAUGGAUCCUGGACAGCCCUUUCCUGCAGAAGAGAGGGACCAGGCCACGGCAGCACCCCCAAUACCCCAGGCAGAGCAGCAUGGGCAUGYUGGCAUCAAAUUACAGAUCGCCCCCAUCCCAAGAAUAAAUGGGAUGCCCGAAGUACAGGACAUGAAGCUCAUCACUCCCGUGCGACGGUCGGCCAGGAUCGAGCGCGCCAUCUCCCGCUACCCAGAGAUGCUGCAGGACCAUGACCUGGUGGUGGCUUCUCUGGACGAGCUGCUGGACGUGGAAGAAACAGAGUGCUUUAUAUUCCGUAAAAAUGAGGCUUUGCCUGUGACAUUAGGGUUCGAGAUGCUUGACUCAUAAUUUCUUGACUUUUUUUAAAAAAAGRUAUGUCAGAACCUCCAUGAGAUAAGAAAUGUCCUUGUCCAGAUGACCUGAAAAAAAUGUAUGAUGGUGAGACAUCAUGAUGGUGCAGAUCGUGGCCUCUCGGAGCUGGGAGUAGCAACCUGCCUUACUCUCAACUUCAUAUCCCCCAGGAAGGUCUGGGGUGUUAGGUGCUCUGAAGCACGUGAGUUUUAACUCUAUUUGCCACCAUUUUGCAGCAUACAUAAGGUUCACAAUGUUGAAUGCUGGUUACUCUACAAGCGUUGAGAGCCAUGCCCCUGGCAUUUUGCCAGAAGUAAUGGUUGAGAGGCGAGCCAUUAAGAUGAUAUUGGAUUGAAACAGGCUUUGUAUUCAAUUGUAUGUAGACCCCUGCUGUCCGACUGGGGUGCUUUGGAGAACUUUGGAGUUCUCGAGGGAUUCCUGGGGAGUUCGAGUUGGUUGGUGAGGUUCCAGUGUAGGGAGUUCCAGUUGGUAUGUGGUGUCACUGGAAGGACCAUGUGGGUGGCGUUUGGGGGAGUUCAGAAAUAAAGUUUGUUCCUGCUUGAGUGGCUCGUGAUUUGUGCCCAGCCAGACUGCAGCAUACAAGUGUGGAAAAAGUUUGCACUUUACCAGUCURCUUUAACCCUUGUAGUUAUUUUUAUCUCAAGGGUCAAUGCCACAGUGUGGUGGACUUGCCCUUUGGCGUCCACCUCAGCAGG